Messenger RNA from Saccostrea cuccullata (small rock oyster), 2038 nucleotides. RefSeq lists its product as uncharacterized. NCBI's taxonomy places the organism in Eukaryota, Metazoa, Mollusca, Bivalvia, Ostreida, Ostreidae. Gene Ontology annotation, biological process: monoatomic cation transport; transmembrane transport. Gene Ontology annotation, molecular function: monoatomic cation transmembrane transporter activity. Bases 24 to 1391 code for a protein of 455 amino acids. The transcript has 9 exons. The record is from RefSeq and is a predicted model, not a curated record. Gene Ontology annotation, cellular component: membrane.
GUAUUGAUGAGUAAAGUAGCACCAUGGCAAAGAAGUCCCUGACAUUAGAAGACCUGAGUCUGACAGGGAAGGAGGAAGACAUCCCCCUCAAACGGAGACUAUCAUCUGGAGAUCUGCCAAGAAGUGAACAUACAGCAGUUGUGAAGUUUCUGUUGGGAAGGGCAGAUGCUCCGAAUAUUUUUGACGGCAGUACGGCCGUGAAUGGUACCUCCCCCAGUUCAGAAUGUCACCACAGAAUCUGUAUAACGGAGGUGGCUCCCUCACACAGCAGCUUCUUUGGAAACGAAAAUAAAGAUGACUGGAAAAUGUCUAUCAAUGAGUUUUCAUCAAAGAAACAAGGAAAAAGCAAGAGGGAUGUCCCAAAACGCAUUAGAACAUUCUACAAGAACCAGGAUGAAUUAAUCACAGCUUUUGAGGAUUUUCAUUUCGGAGUUGAUGAUGCUAUGGAACAAGCAGAGGAGGUCGCAGAGAAACAGAAAAAAGCCGGCAUCCUUGCUAAAGCUACUCUAGCCGUCAAUUUGUGUCUUUUGGUAGCCAAACUGGUGGCAGCCAUUUUGUCUGGAUCUAUUUCCAUCAUCUCCAGUUUAGUGGACAGCUGUGUGGAUCUCGCGUCUGGAAUCGUUAUAGCCGUCACAGAGCGGGCCAUGAAAAAAAGGGAUUUAUACGAAUAUCCUCAAGGACGUACAAAGUUGGAACCUAUAUCUAUUGUAAUACUGUCCGUGAUCAUGAGUCUAGCUUCUGUUCAACUGAUCGUGGAAAGUGCUGAGAGGAUUGUCGACAUCGCGACAGGAAAGGGAGAACGGCCUGAAGUGUGUAUCGUCACCAUUGUAAUCGUGUGUUCUACUAUUGUUCUGAAGAUCAUCCUGUUCCUAGUGUGUAGGAGAGUGAAGACUCCGUCAGUGGACGCCAUGACACGGGAUCACAGAAAUGAUGUCCUGUCUAACAUUAUCGCGAUUGUGUUUGGAUACAUAGGAUCCAAAAGCAUGUAUGACCAUUAUAAGGUGUCUGAGUUAGUGUACCUGGAUCCAAUUGGAGCUAUCCUGAUAUCUCUGUACAUACUGGUGGGCUGGUGGUCCACUGGUUAUGGACAAAUCAAGCUGUUAACAGGACACACAGCUAAACCUGAUUUCCUGAAGAAAUUAACCUGGAUCUGUGUCAAUCAUCACCCAAAGCUGCUCUAUGUGGACACGGUGCGGGCAUUUCACUUCGGAAUUAACUUCCUUGUAGAGGUAGACAUUGUUUUACCAGAGGAUAUGACUCUGAAGGAAGCUCACGACAUCGGUGAACCACUACAACAUAAACUAGAAUGUUUACCAGAAGUAGAAAGGGCUUUUGUGCAUCUGGAUUACGAGUUUGAACACAGGCCAUCUGAUGAGCAUAAACAAGUGUGAUAAAAGUUUCGGGGGGAAAAUAAAAGAAUGGAAGUUUUCUGCAAGAUGUACAUCUCAAAUUGUCUCUAUUUUGUGAUCUACAAUGUUGGAUACUGAUUGAAUUACAUCACUGUGUUAUCAGUGUAUUUAUUUAUAUAACAUUUUAGAAGAAGGUUUCCCAUUAUAUCAGAAAUAUAAUAUUUUUAUCCAUAUGCCCUGAAAAACUGCCGAGUCACGCCGGAUAUAGUUUUAUUCCACCGGAAACAGUUAUAUUGCCCUCCCAAACACAGUUAUGUUCCCUCGCGUGCAAUCAUUCUGCAUAUUAAAUACGUCAGGUUCAAAAUUCACAGAGGCAGUUGCUAAGCAAACGUAAACAGUUCCGCGAAAAUUAAAAAGUCGAGACAAUGUCUGCGAUUUGUUUAUUUGAAUUCAGAGGAAAUAGAUAACUUAAUUGAGGAGAAAAAUUCUUUAAAUACAAUAAAGGUUAUCAACACAAGUGUUAGCAUACUGAAAACAUUCUGCCAUGAAACAGGACGGGACAUUUCUGAAUUAUAAGCAACGUACAUUUAUACAUAGUGUUCAAUAAAUAUGUUUCAUGAUUGAUUUGGGUUCAAUGCUUAAAAGUGUUAUAUACCAUAUAUUACAUGGCUUAAUUCUCGGGCAGCAAU